Molecule: messenger RNA, 3817 nt
Organism: Malaclemys terrapin pileata
Lineage: Eukaryota; Metazoa; Chordata; Testudines; Emydidae
Gene: GRIP1
Product: glutamate receptor interacting protein 1
Exons: 25
Coding region: 323-3817 (1164 amino acids)
Biological process (GO): neurotransmitter receptor transport, endosome to postsynaptic membrane
Molecular function (GO): nuclear glucocorticoid receptor binding
Source: RefSeq, a predicted model, not a curated record
CUGUUUUGUCUAAAAGCUGAUUGUGAUCAAACACUUCUCUUUAUUUCCUCCUUUACCUUGGUUGCAGUAUUUCAACAUAAAAACAAUGGAUUUGAUAAAGAUCCUUUUAAAGGUAAAACAAAAUGCUUUGUCAUAAUUGAAACUGUUGGGGCUUUUUUAUUUUGUUUUGUUUUUUUUUAAAUGGUAUCAGAGUGGCUAGUGAAAGGGUGCAGCUCUCCAUCUAUAUUUGCUGUUCGUUCAUGCUCAAACAGCUUUUUUGAAGCUUAGCUGCUAAGACCAGCAAAAGGUAAACUGGACUGAUAACUGUGCGCUGGUGAAAGAGAUGGAACGUUUCUUGGGCUUUGUGAAGCAGAUAAGAAGAUCGAGAAGAAGAAAAGGCAAAAAGUACCGACCCGAGGAGGAUUACCAUGAGGGCUAUGAGGAUGUCUAUUAUUAUGCUUCAGAGCAUUUUCGAAAUGAGAGUCCCUAUACUAAAUCUGCAAACCAGACAAAACCACCUGAAGGAGCAUUGGCUGUGAGGAGACAGAGCAUCCCAGAGGAAUUCAAGGGCUCAACAAUAGUUGAAUUAAUGAAAAAAGAAGGCACCACCUUAGGGCUUACGGUAUCGGGUGGAAUUGACAAGGAUGGGAAACCAAGAGUCUCUAACCUUCGUCAAGGAGGAAUCGCUGCUAGAAGUGACCAGCUGGACGUAGGAGACUACAUCAAAUCUGUGAAUGGAAUCAACCUGACAAAAUUUCGCCAUGACGAGAUCAUCAGCCUCCUCAAGAAUGUUGGCGAGAGGGUUGUUCUAGAAGUGGAGUAUGAGCUCCCUCCAGUCUCUGUACAAGGAUCGGGUGUCAUAUUUAGAACGGUGGAAGUUACUUUACAUAAAGAAGGGAACACUUUUGGGUUUGUAAUACGAGGUGGAGCACAUGAUGACAGAAAUAAAUCUCGUCCUGUUGUAAUAACAUGUGUUAGACCUGGAGGACCUGCUGACAGAGAGGGCACAAUCAAACCUGGUGACAGGUUGCUGAGUGUUGAUGGAAUUCGACUCCUUGGAACGUCACAUGCUGAAGCCAUGAGUAUUCUGAAACAGUGUGGACAAGAAGCGACUCUGCUGAUAGAAUAUGACGUCUCAGUAAUGGAUUCGGUAGCAACAGCAUCUGGACCAUUGCUAGUCGAAGUUGCCAAAACUCCUGGUGCUGCUCUUGGGGUUGCACUUACUACCUCGAUGUGCUGCAACAAACAGGUCAUUGUCAUAGACAAAAUCAAAUCUGCAAGUAUUGCAGACAGAUGUGGUGCAUUACACAUAGGAGACCAUAUUCUGUCCAUCGAUGGUACCAGCAUGGAGUACUGUACAUUGGCAGAAGCAACACAGUUCUUGGCUAAUACAGCAGACAAUGUCAAACUUGAGAUCCUUCCUCACCAUCAGACUCGGCUAGCAUUGAAGGGACCAGAACACGUGAAGGUUCAAAGGAGCAACAGGCAACUUACCUGGGAUUCCUGUGCCAACAACCACAGCAGCCUCCUCACCUACCACCAUUAUAACACCUACCACCCUGACCAUUGCAGGAUGCCAGCCUUGAAAUUCCAGAAAACGCCUCCUCAAAAAAACCCUCCAGCUCUGGUGUCUUCGUCCUUCUCUCCUACCUCCAUGAGUGCAUACAGCCUGAGUUCCCUGAACAUGGGGACCUUACCUCGCAGCCUCUACUCCACCAGCCCACGCGGAACAAUGAUGAGGCGGCGAAUGAAAAAGAAGGACUUCAAAAGCUCAUUGUCUUUAGCCUCUAGCACUGUUGGUCUGGCUGGGCAGGUUGUCCACACAGAAACCACAGAAGUAGUGCUGACAGCUGACCCCAUUGUAGGAUUUGGGAUACAGCUCCAAGGUAGCGUGUUUGCCACUGAGACCUUGUCUUCUCCACCUCUGAUUUCAUAUAUUGAGUGUGACAGCCCAGCAGAAAGGUGUGGGGUUCUACAAAUAGGAGACAGACUCAUGGCAAUAAAUGGAAUCCCAACAGAAGACAGCACGUUUGAAGAAGCUAAUCAGCUUCUUAGAGACUCUUCUAUCACCAACAAGGUCACUUUAGAAAUAGAGUUUGAUGUUGCAGAAUCAGUUAUACCAAGUAGUGGAACAUUUCAUGUAAAACUACCAAAGAAGCAUAACGUGGAGCUUGGCAUCACCAUAAGUUCUCCAUCCAGUAGAAAACCAGGGGACCCCCUUGUUAUUUCUGAUAUAAAGAAAGGAAGUGUUGCUCAUAGAACUGGAACGCUAGAACUUGGUGAUAAACUGCUUGCCAUAGAUAACAUUCGACUGGACAACUGCUCCAUGGAAGAUGCUGUUCAGAUCCUUCAACACUGUGAGGACCUUGUAAAACUAAAGAUCCGCAAAGAUGAAGAUAACUCCGAAACCAAUUGCGUCCUCUUGGCAUUUAUUGCAGAUGAACAGGAGAGUUCUGGAGCAAUUAUUUACACUGUAGAGCUCAAGCGUUAUGGUGGUCCACUUGGGAUCACAAUUUCUGGUACUGAAGAGCCCUUUGAUCCAAUAAUCAUCUCAAGUCUUACUAAAGGCGGACUCGCUGAAAGGACAGGUGCAAUUCACAUAGGAGACCGCAUCCUAGCAAUAAAUAGCAGCAGUCUGAAAGGAAAACCUUUGAGUGAAGCCAUACAUUUGUUACAGAUGGCAGGAGAGACUGUCACCUUGAAAAUCAAGAAGCAGACAGAUGCUGCAAGCCCCAAGAAAUUUUCCAUCUCGGGUCACUUAAGUGAGCUGAGUGAUGCUGAAGAUGAAACCUCUUCUACACAGAAACCAAGCAAACUCUCGGACAUUUAUUCUACUACAGUUCCAAGUGUGGACAGUGCAGUAGAAUCAUGGGAUGGUUCUGGUAUUGAUACUAGCUUUGGAAGCCAAGGUCCCACCUAUCAGGCUUCAGGAUACAACUUCAAUGCAUAUGAAUGGAGGAGUCCUAAGCAAAGAGACAAUUUGUCCCCUCCCAGUAGACCACGAAACCACCCGUUUCAUGACAUAGGACUGAGUGAUGAUGAAUGGGACAGACCAACAGCAAGUGGCUUUUCAGGUGCCCACGACAACAGUGAAACUGACCAGGAGGAAAACUUCUGGUCUCAGGCACUGGAGGAUUUAGAGACCUGUGGCCAGUCAGGAAUUCUGAGGGAACUCGAGGACAAGGCUGACAGGCGUCUGUAUUUGAGAAACAUGACUCUCUUGGCAACAAUUAUGUCAGGAAGUACAAUGAGCUUGAAUCAUGAAAAUCCACAGCCUCGCAGCCAACUGGGAAGACAAGCCAGUUUCCAGGAAAGAAGCAAUGUGAGGCCACAUUACAGCCAGGCUGCCCGCAGUAACACGCUGCCAUCAGACGUGGGGAGAAAGUCUGUGGUUUUGAGAAAAAUUAAACAAGAAAUGAAAGAAAUCAUGUCACCAACGCCCGUUGAGUUACACAAGGUAACUUUGUACAAGGAGUCAGACGUAGAGGACUUUGGAUUCAGUGUCUCAGAUGGUUUAUUGGAAAAAGGCGUAUAUGUUAAAAACAUUAGACCAGCUGGACCUGGGGAUCUAGGUGGUUUGAAGCCAUAUGACAGACUUUUACAGGUAAAUCAUGUUCGUACCAGAGAUUUUGACUGCUGUCUAGUUGUGCCUCUCAUAGCAGAAUCUGGCAAUAAACUGGAACUGGUUAUUAGCAGAAACCCACUGGCCUCUCAGAAGGCGACCUCAGAUCAACAAACUUUAGCAGGUGGGGAAUGGAACGACCAAAAUAAUGCCUUCCUUCAACAAACCGGACACACUGCUAGUGUGGAGACACGAGAUCCUACAAACACAAUAUAG